UAUAUAUAUAUAUAUAUAUAUAUAUAUAUAUUUACAUCAUGGCAUUGCUAUUGAAAGGAAAAAAAAUUAUUAUUUUCUUUCUGUCAAUAUAUAUAUCAAGUAUGACAUUACAAAAAUGAAAGGUUGAUCGAAGUAGUUAGGAUUUGAGCAUCUGUCUGACACUGAUUAGUUCUUCCCAACUAAUCGAAGCGAUUUGAGUAGAAGCUUAUCUUCAGCUCCUCGGCGAUAAACCUCAACUCAUCUCAUUUGAGGUAAAACACCAAAAAAAUGUCUUCGAGUUUAUAUGAAAUGAAUAUGAGGUCUGGUGGUGCAGAUCUAGCCACUGCUAUAGUACCUUUACUGAAGCUCCUCUGUUUAACAGUCAUAGGACUACUUCUUGCAAACCCUAGAAUGCAAUUCAUCCCAAGAGCCACAUUCAAACUCCUAAGUAAACUCGUUUUCGCUCUCUUCUUACCAUGUCUUAUAUUCACUGAGCUUGGUGAAAGCAUUACUCUUAAAAAUUUCGUGGAUUGGUGGUUUAUCCCUGUUAAUGUUCUUGUGAGUACAGCUCUUGGUUGUUUAAUCGGCUUCUUAGUUGUCGUUAUAUGCCGUCCGCCUCCGCAGUUAACUCGGUUCACUAUUAUCAUGACAGGAUUUGGUAAUACUGGUAAUCUCCCCCUUGCUGUUGUUGGAUCUGUUUGUCAUACUAAAGAUAAUCCAUUUGGGGAGCAUUGUAACACUAGAGGUGUUGCUUAUGUUUCUUUUUCUCAAUGGGUUGCUGUUAUUCUUGUUUAUACUCUUGUUUAUCAUAUGAUGGAGCCUCCUAUGGAGUAUUAUGAGAUAGUUGAGGAAGGUGCUGAAAUUGAAAUCGAGGAAGAACGGGCGCUUAACGAUAUUAGUAGACCAUUACUUGUUGAAGCUGAGUGGCCUGGAAUGGAGGAUAAGGAGACUGAACAUUCUAAGACACCUUUCAUUGCUAGGGUCUUUAAGAGCCUUUCGGGAAUUUCUUCGUCCGCGAUUCCUGAUCUUGAAGUCACGGUUGAAAACAGCGGGGCGAACAGUCCGAGGUCGAUUAGGUGUUUGGCUGAGCCUAGAGUUGUUAGGAGGAUUAGAAUUGUUGCUGAACAAACUCCACUUCAGCAUAUACUUCAACCACCAACAAUUGCAUCUCUGUUAGCUAUCAUAAUCGGCACGGUACCUCAAUUGAAAGCUUUGUUCUUUGGAUACGAUGCACCGUUAUCCUUCAUUACAGACAGUUUGGAGAUUGUCGGCGGCGCGAUGGUGCCUUCAGUGAUGCUUAUAUUAGGAGGCAUGCUUGCUGAAGGACCAAAUGAGUCAAGACUUGGACUUAGAACUACAAUUGGUAUAGUUGUGGCAAGGCUAUUAGUGCUUCCUGUUCUUGGUAUUGGGAUUAUUGCGUUGUCGGAUAAGAUGAAUUUCUUGAUUGAAAAUGAUGCUAUGUUUAGGUUUGUGCUUUUGUUGCAGUACACAUCACCUAGUGCUAUAUUAUUGGGAGCAAUUGCUAGUUUGAGGGGUUAUGCAGUUAGUGAAGCUUCAGCACUUCUCUUCUGGCAGCAUGUUUUCGCACUUUUCUCCCUUUCAUUCUACAUUGUAAUCUACUUCAGAAUAAUUGUGUAUAUCUGAAGUUGCGUUACAUACGGCAUUUUACUACCUUGACAUUAUGGGGUAGUUGGUUAGAAGAUUGUAUAAAUUGUUGUUCGGUUGUCUAAUAUUGGACUUGGAGGUACUAUGACAAUAUAAAAUUGUUAACUUUAUUGGUUUGGCAUUGAUGAAAUAUGCAAAUAUUGUUGUUCCAGUGA
Molecule: messenger RNA, 1799 nt
Organism: Cicer arietinum (chickpea)
Lineage: Eukaryota; Viridiplantae; Streptophyta; Magnoliopsida; Fabales; Fabaceae
Product: protein PIN-LIKES 2
Biological process (GO): endoplasmic reticulum to cytosol auxin transport
Cellular component (GO): membrane
Source: RefSeq, a predicted model, not a curated record